AGGAACAGGACGCCGAUCGACCCGGCGCCUAGGCUGGCAGGCAGGCUAGCCUUCGUUCCUUCGCGAGCUCCCGGGGCUCGGGCUCCGCUUCAGUGUCUCCGCCUCUCUCCCGCCCCCUUUUCGGAUGCUCGGGGCACCCGGAUGGAUUGAGUGAGCCUAGCUUUCGCCACCUCCUCCUACCGGCUUAACUUGCUCAAACUUCCUCGGCCGGGGCAGAGCGCCGCCGCCGCCGCCCCCGCGGGCCCUGUUUUCCAGAAGAUGCACUAUUACAGAUAUUCUAAUGCUGAAGUCAGCUGUUGGUACAAGUAUCUUCUGUUCAGCUACAACAUUGUCUUCUGGUUAGCUGGAGUUGUUUUUCUUGCUGUUGGACUCUGGGCAUGGAGCGAGAAGGGGGUGCUUUCAGACUUGACCAAAGUGACUCGUCUCCAUGGUGUGGAUCCUGUGGUGCUAGUCCUGAUUGUGGGGGUAGUGAUGUUCACGUUGGGCUUUGCUGGCUGUGUAGGGGCCCUGAGGGAAAACAUCUGCCUCCUGCAGUUUUUCUGUGGGGCUAUUGUGCUGAUAUUUUUCCUGGAGCUGGCAGUGGCUGUGUUGGCCUUCCUGUUCCAGGACUGGGUGAGGGACAGGUUCAAGGAGUUUUUCGAGAUCAAUAUCAAGUCUUACCGAGAUGACAUCGAUCUGCAGAACCUUAUUGACUCCCUGCAGAAAGCUAACCAGUGCUGUGGGGCUUAUGGCCCUGAAGACUGGGACCUCAAUGUUUACUUUAAUUGCAGUGGAGAAAGCUAUAGCAGAGAAAAAUGUGGUGUCCCGUUUUCUUGCUGUGUACCAGAUCCUGCACAAAAAGUUGUGAAUACACAGUGUGGAUAUGAUGUCAGGACUUUGACAAAGAACAAAUGGGAUGAAUCCAUCUUUACCAAAGGCUGUAUCCCUGCUUUGGAAGCCUGGCUGCCUCGGAACAUUUACAUAGUGGCAGGCGUUUUCAUUGCUGUCUCCUUACUACAGUGCUUCCCAGUUCCUGCUGCCUGCUCUUGGCCUAUGACUAGCAGCUACUGUUUUCAGAGCCUACAGAUCCCGGAAGACAGUUUGCUGGGAGGUUACUUCCUACAGGUGAGGUUCCUAUUGUGGGCCAGUGAUUGGACAGACGUGAUUGUGCCUGAGAGGGAUUCAAGCCUGUUUUAUAGAAGACUCUGUAUGGGAGGGGCUGGUGAACGAUCCCUGAUUGGUGAUGGGACAUGA
Messenger RNA from Vombatus ursinus (common wombat), 1233 nucleotides. It is a transcript of the gene TSPAN14, whose product is annotated as tetraspanin 14. The record is from RefSeq and is a predicted model, not a curated record. Gene Ontology annotation, cellular component: membrane. Bases 259 to 1233 code for a protein of 324 amino acids. Gene Ontology annotation, biological process: protein localization to plasma membrane; regulation of vascular endothelial growth factor signaling pathway; protein maturation. NCBI's taxonomy places the organism in Eukaryota, Metazoa, Chordata, Mammalia, Diprotodontia, Vombatidae. The transcript is spliced from 10 exons.